GCGCAAGCGUCAAGAGAUUGACUUUUGUAUGAGCCUGCAUUCAAACCCGGGCUCACACCACGGUUCAUCAAUCGUCUUCAGGAGAAAAUUGAAAAACCCUGCCUCAUUCUGCAUUUCUGCUUCAGGCUCUCUUCAUAAUCACAUUCGAGACAGUCUUUCCUUUUUCUCUGCCAUUCAUUUUCAGAAUAGCAUCCACACUCCUCGUCCGCUCUUCACUGUGGUGUGUGGCGUGUGGCCCAGCCGAGUCGGUACAAGACAAAUGCAAGAGGCUAGCCGAUGAACCAGGCCGGGUUCACAAGUUGACCCCUAACAUACCCAAGGGUCCGGCCGGUAGCUGCGAGCAAACAGCUCUCGCGUUCUUCUUUAUGGCGGACGAGCUUGGCUGAGGACAACGAAAUAAUCACGUCUCGGCUUUCUUUUCAACAAAACUGAAUCACCAACAUCUGGAUCAGGAUGCCACCUACCGUUAGCGUUAUUGUUCUGUUCGCUGUCGCUCUCCACCUUCACAAUGCUGAAGCUGAAGAGGGCAUGCAGCGGAGGGCAAAUGUAAGGUUCACGAAGGAUAGAUCGGACACUGCCUGGCCCCCAGCACCAGUCCUGGAUUCACGGUACAUCGCAUCAUCCACACACAGCACAGUGAUGUUGGAGCGAGCCUAUCUGGACCAACCGUACUGUGUUGUGGCUGACAGCCAGCACCGGCCUGACCAAAAGCAGCAACAUGGACCAAAUUUGUCCACAAACCCAAUGGAGGACGACACCCCAGCUCAUAAGGACGAAUUUGACCAAAAUGGAGCAGGAAUUCCACGAUGGGUGUGCGUAGUCACUGCAGACAAAUACCAUGAGGGAGGCAAUGGUGAGCAGAUUGUCAGUCUAUACAGUGAUGACUAUGGGAAAACCUGGUCCCAACCUGUGGAGCUAGAACCUAACAUCACUCUAGCCAAUGCAUAUGCUACCAUUGCCAUCACCAGCUACGGUCGUAUCUAUGCAAUGUAUAACUACAAUGCCGACAACGUCACACAUCUACCGGAUGGAAAAUCGCUUCCGCGCCAAGAUACACUUGGCCACUUUGUAAUGAAGUACUCAGACGACAGAGGUGCAACAUGGUCAAAGGCACGAUAUGAAAUACCUUACAGAGAGACAAGCAUUGAUGCAAACAAUACUUGGCAUGGCAAAGUGAAGCUCAUGUGGUCGGUAGAUCAAUGUAAAUAUUCCACCACAGGCAAUGGCAAAGCAACACUGUACUAUUCAUUCACCAAGAUUGGACAGUAUUCUUACAGCCCACCUGAAGAGGUGUGGUUCUUGGCUUCGGAGAACAUCAUGACAGAGAGGGAUGUAUCGAAAGUAACUUGGAAGCUGUUACCCGAUGGCGAUCAUGGUCUUCCUCCACCCGGUGGUAAUCCUAAUAUUGCUGAAGAGGGACAUAUCAUGCCCAUGCCAAAUGGUCUGUUCUACUCAGUUUUCAGAACAACACAGGGACUUCUGGCAGCUUGCUACACACCUGGACCUACAGCGGCAAAGUGGAAUGAUUGCAAUGACUAUUUCGCAGAAUACCAACGUUCCAUUACUGGCAAGGCCCAUUUCCUGAAGAAUCCACGUGGUCCUAUCACCAUGAAGCAGUUCAGUAAUGGACGCUAUCUACUUCUCUACUACAACAAUGGUAACACUGGCUUUACGUCGACACAUGCAACUGAUGCUAUGGACGAUGCUGCUCCUGUUGACAGGCGAGAUACACUAGCAGCUAGUACAGACAAUUCACGCAAUCCCUAUUGGCUGGCGUCCGGCAUUGCAUUAGAUGAUGGUAGAAUUCUCUGGUCGCAGCCAGAAAUCAUUAUCUACGACCGAGUACCAACCCGGCCAGGAUACCCAGAUUUCAUUGAGAUCCCAUCAACUGGUCAAAUAUUCAUCACCGAGACCCAGAAGACAACAGCAAGGUUGCAUGAGAUAAACAAGCUGCUUCUUUCAAAUCUUUGGGAGCAACACAACUCAACUGCGGUUGCAAGUGACUAUGCAGCCAAAUACGAGAAGUCAGAUUCCAAGAUAAUGCCUAUGGCAAGCCUGCCGACAUUUGGAAAUUACACACGUGAAGAUGACUACGUCCAGGGAUUCACUGUACUGCUCUGGCUAGAACCACUGCAAGCUACCAACACUCAGACACUACUGACAAGUUAUGAACAUGAUUAUCACAAGGGUCUCGGCAUAGUCUGGCAGAAUUCCACAAUCAACUUCACAACAAGUGAUAACUACGCCCUGGGAUCGUGUACAACAGACAGUGUCUGCUCCGCAAGACUGCAGUCGACGACAGAGAAAACACAUCAGUUGGCUGUGACCGUCGACAACGGGCCAUUCAUGAUAACAUUGGCUGUGGAUGGUGUGCUGUGUGACGGGGGACACGAUCGGGCUAGAGGUUCAUGCUGGAUGGACAAUCAGCUUCGUGAUGUGAAUGGCCUUGCCAAUGCUACAGUGGGGGACUCAGUGAUGGAGAUUCUUCUCUACAACCGCGCCUUGUUCAACAGCGAGGUGGUGGCAAACUACAAUAGCAAGCAAGGCUAAGACAGAGGUGUGAGCAUGCGAAGACACACUAGUACUCACAAAGAUGUCUUGCUUCCAAGCAUUACUUCACGGACAAAUUACAUAUUUAUCGCACUAGGAGUAUGGAAAAAUGAUACUUUUAGAAUUUCAUCAGGAAGUAUUCUGUCGGUCACACAAUCCUGGUGUUUUGGCACUCUUGUUCCGCGACCAUUCUCACAAUAAUACGUACCUGGUUUUCUUCCCUAUAUCGCAAUUUGUUCAUACAAACAUGAACGGAAUAGUUGGCUAUGUCCACUGUGACUGCAAGGACUAGGUGAACUUUGGCAUGGUCUUGCAGAUUGGCUGUAGCAAUGCAUGGCCAAUGAAAUACAAGAUUUUCCUUGGCAACGUAGUCAGGCUACUGUAGACCAGCAUGUGGACAGUUCUAUAAACAAUCGCCAUGCUGUGUCUGGAGCCAAGUUCGUACUUUGCUGACCAAUAUUGUGCACAACACAACACCGCAUGAUUUUUGUAUUUUUUCUUUGGAACGCCAUCACAAAUAAUUAUUUAUAGUUUUGAAUGAUUUGGAAUCAAUCUUUGCUUGCCUGGCAUGUCGCAUCGUGUUGUGUUGUACCUCUUGUUCGGACUUGAUAACAAAUUUCGAUGACUUA
This is a messenger RNA of Sycon ciliatum, 3179 nucleotides long. RefSeq lists its product as uncharacterized. NCBI's taxonomy places the organism in Eukaryota, Metazoa, Porifera, Calcarea, Leucosolenida, Sycettidae. Bases 454 to 2550 code for a protein of 698 amino acids. The record is from RefSeq and is a predicted model, not a curated record. The transcript has 14 exons.